AAAAUAAAGAAUCAAGGUCGAGCUAGGUAGACCAUCCGAUCCGAUGUUCCAGAUGGGUGUGCGGUGUUUACAUUUUUCCAACCAAUUAAUUAAAUCAUUAUGCAACAAUAAAUAAAUUCACGUUUCUGUUGUUUCUAGAAAUGAUAAAACAACUGAAAAUUGCUUUUUUAUAACCACGAUAUUUAUCGCUUGACCAAAACAUGUUUCUUCAUAUUUACUUGUGCGUCACCAAUGCGCUACUAUUAAUGGCGAAUGCGUAUAAGACUUGCUUUGGGCCCUAUGAAAAUUAUUCUUGUGAUGAAUAUCUAGAGUGUUGUAGUACUGGGUGCUGCGCAGACACAAGUUUUAACGAUUAUAUGUGGAUCAUAGGUGCCACCUUUUUGUCAAUUAUAAUUGUGAUUUGCGCUUGUUUUUGUUAUCGAAAGCGAAGAGCCAAUAACAGACUACCAGAAACGCGUACAAACGCCUUCGAGAACGCCGAUAUCAGAGUAAUAUCAAACGCCCGACAUGACUUUGGAUUCAGACCUUUUACUCCUACAGUCAACGAAGCGCCUCCUCAAGUGCCAACUGAUCCCCACCCUAUAACUCCACCCCCUUCGUACGAAAACGCCCUAUUUUCCCCUCUCCUUUUCCCAGAUAAUCGAGUACCAUCGUACGAAGACGUCAUGGCAGGAAAGAAAACGUAGAAUGCAACCAUUUAAAUACUCUUAUUCUCACGACUUUAUCGUUUAUAUCGAUGUUCCAAUAUAUUUUUUUAUAUUUUAUUGUAA
Zophobas morio is the source of this 770-nucleotide messenger RNA. RefSeq lists its product as uncharacterized. Lineage: Eukaryota; Metazoa; Arthropoda; Insecta; Coleoptera; Tenebrionidae. The coding region runs from base 201 to 686 and encodes 161 amino acids. The record is from RefSeq and is a predicted model, not a curated record. The transcript has 6 exons.